Molecule: messenger RNA, 4347 nt
Organism: Carassius auratus (goldfish)
Lineage: Eukaryota; Metazoa; Chordata; Actinopteri; Cypriniformes; Cyprinidae
Exons: 10
Coding region: 284-1861 (525 amino acids)
Source: RefSeq, a predicted model, not a curated record
AGUAAAUUUAACAGUGUUGAUUUUCCAGUGUUACUAUAAAGUGUUAAAAUAAAGUGUUGGAUCAACACUGAACAGAAUGGGUCUAACACCAGAAGUGUCAGGUUUCAAAUAAGAGUUGGUGUUACUUUACAUAGUUGCAGACGUCAACUCUCAUUCAGAGUUAAUCAGGCCACACCUCCAUUAACGUGCAGACAGACGUCAAUUUUCAUCGAAACAGACCACAUGCGGACGCCAUUUUACUUCGCUGGAAGCGUGGUGCCAGGAGUUCAGGUGCUUAAUCACAAUGAUUGUCAAAGCACAAUUUCGGAAUAGGAAGAAAUUCAUAAAAAUCUCAGAGGCGUGCUUUGAUUUAUUUCUAGCAGAGGUGAAAGAGAAGUUCUCAAUUCCAGACGACCUUGCUGUUACAGUUACAGAUGAAACUGGUACAGAGGUGGAUAAAGAUGUGUUUCCUGAUCUAAUGUCCACCAGUGGGUUGGUUUUAGUCAUAAAUGAGUUGACUGACAUGGGAUCUUCCACACCUCAGUCUUCAGUAAGCUUGGAUACAGAUACACUGUCUCUAACUUCAAAAAGCAGUGAAGAGAGUGACUGGUUUAGUCCAAAACGAUUCAGAAAGGAUGAAGAUGAUGAUGUGGCAUCACAACGAGCACAGGCCAGAGAUCUGAUAAAACAAAUUCUACAGACAAGACCAGGUGGAGGAAAUGUGCUUAAGGAGUAUGAAGAUACAGGCACAAUUAGUGAUGACACAAGGAAAGUGAUGGUGAACAUCUUAGUUGCACACAUGAUGGAGACAGAAGGAAGGGUCCCACAUCGACUUACCAAACAGAAGUAUGGAUUGGGAAUUAUCACCUUAUUUCCCUCACUCAGAGAUCCCCAAGGAAGGACUGGAUAUGAACAUUUCUAUGAUGGCCAAAAAAACACUGGAUUCUUGUCAUGGCGCCUCAAGACAGUACAAAGGGGGACAAGACCUUCUGGAAAUAAGGAAGAUCCAAAAACAGAAGAAAAGGGAGGUCCUUUGCUUGACAGACAGCUAUGUUACCAAGAACAUCAGCUAGAUAAUGAUCAAAGUGUAGAGGCCAUCUCUUUGAUGAAUCAUACAAGUGAACGUGAGGUCAUCAUGCAGAAGAUGAAGGCAACGUUUGAAUACAGACAGCGCCUUGUCCAUGAUCCAGAGGGAUCCACCACCAUUCUCUCUGUUUUUCCUCGGUUCCUGGACACUAAAGGAUUGAUUCUUCAGGACUUCACACUCCUCUUUGGGUCAGAAACUGCUUCCAGACUUUUGGAAAGGUGGCCGACAGUUUUCAAAGCAAAGGUUAUCAGACUAGGAGAAACCUUGACUCCCACUCCACUGCUGAAACGAUUACUGUCAUCUGCCAAACAGAGCAAAGAAAGCAGCGAGGCACAGGAUUCCCCAGAGUGGGACAGUGAUAUAUCAUCCUUCCUUCUACUUUUGCAUCUCCUAUCACCCCAGGCUUCAGGAAGAAAGAAAAUCCAAAGGAUCAGUAUUUCACAGGCUAUUGACCAUCUGGUGGUGUUUCACAAAGCAUGCAGGAGCAUACAGGAACACCUUGAGCUGGAAGAGAAUCGUCAGCCAUACAUUCUUGCCUCAGGGAGCAGCAAGGAAGCCAUCAGUCACUACUUCAUUGUGGUGGAUAAAAAGCUCAUCCCCUGUCAAGAAUCCUCUUCACUGGCUGCCAUUGAUGAACUCUUCAAGGUUCAUUUUGUUUUCAGUCUCAGUUAUGAUCCUCCACUCAAAAAUUUGUACACUUUUCUCCAGACUACAGUGUACAAAAUUGAUGUUGGCACCACAAGUGAGAGCCCGAGAGUAAAGGAGCUUAGAGCUAAGUUUUUGAAUGAUGUUUAGAUGCUAUGUCUGUAAAUCACUGUUUGCUACAAUAGCUAAAUUAAUUCGACACCUAAAACUUGUACAUGGUUUAUAUCCUGGUAAGAAAUUUGGUCUGGUUUGUGAUCAGGAUGGUUGUUCCUUGCAAUUUAAAAGUUAUGAAGGGUUUAGAAAACAUUUAACUAGAUUUCAUUUGAGGGCUGUAGCAUCAAGCAGUGAAACUGUAUCUUUACAAAAUCAGCAAGCUCCAGAUCUCAAUGAAGCAGUAUCACUUGUUGUGUCUGACACAGAGCAAAGAUUACAUGAUGCGAGUUUGCAUGAAUGUUCUUCUGAUUCAAGGGAUAGUUCGAGGGAAAGGUGUGCAUCAAUAAUAGCCAAAUUACAGGGCAAUGGUGUUGCAAACAGUGUAAUCAUGUCAGUUGUUGAAAGCAUGGAGGAUUUUGUUAAUGAUUUCCAUACAAGUUUAAGGGAAAAUGUUUUAAAUGUUGUGCCUGUUGACAGCACAAGUAGAAGUUCAGUUGAAGAAGUUUUUAAUGGUUUUAAUAAUCCAUUCUCUGAUUUUAAUACAGAUACAAAAUGGAGAAAAUAUUUCAGUGAGAAAUGGGGGGUUGUUGAACCUAUUGAAAUACACUUAGGUGUCAGAUACGAUUCAAGAAGAAAUAAAAUCUCUGGGAUGUAUGAACAGACAACAGUUAAUGACACUUUCAUAUAUAUCCCUCUUCUGAAGACUCUUGAGUUCAUUUUUAGGAAUGAUAAAGUGUGUAAUCUUAUCCAAGAGGAACGGCAAAGUGACAUGUAUUGCGAUUUUUGUGAUGGACAGUAUUACAAAAAACAUCCUUUGUACUCCAUCCACAGCAAUGCACUUCAGAUCCAAAUUUACUAUGACGAUUUUGAAACCGCGAACCCAUUAGGAUCUAAAGCAGGAGUUCAUAAACUUGGCUGUUUAUAUUUUGUACUUCGUAACCUGCCAGCACACAUUAACUCUUCCUUAAUGAACAUACAUCUAAUUUCUUUGUUCCAUUCUGAAGAUGGAAAAAAGUAUGGCAUGGACAAAAUACUUGGCCCAUUGGUUGAUGAUGUGAAAGUACUUGAGAAGAAGGGAUUGAUGGUGUCAUUUUCUGAGGAGCCCAUCUUUGGUACUAUUUCGCAAAUUACCGGUGAUAACCUAGGUCUAAAUAGUAUUCUUGGUUAUGUUGAAUCUUUUUCUGCAAAACAUUACUGCAGACUCUGUCUCACUGACAAGGUGUUAGCACAGGAAGUAUUUAGUGAGGAUGAUCCACGGAUGAUAUUGCGUAAUAGAAAUCUAAAUGAGGAGCAUUACAAGUAUCUUGCUGACAACCCCAAUGAAAACUCAUGUUAUGGUGUUAAAAGAAAUUCUAUACUCAAUACCUUGACUUACUUUAAUGUAUCUGAGAACUUUGUGCUGGAUAUUAUGCAUGAUAUCCUGGAGGGAGUUGCACAGUAUGAAGUGAAACUGCUUUUUGAAUAUAUGAGUUGCAAUCUAAUUUCUGGUGAUUCCAUUCCUCAAAGAUUGUAUGCCUUCAACUAUGGCUUUUUAGAAAGAAAUAACCGCCCAACCAAGGUCAACCUUCAACAAGCAGGAAACAACAUUGGUCUCAAUGCAAGUCAGACAUGGUGUCUCAUUAAGAACAUCCCUCUCAUAUUUGGAGAUGUAGUCCCAGUGGGAGAUAAGCACUGGCAUUUGAUGUUGCUGCUCUUACAUAUUGUUAAUAUUAUCUUUUCUCCUUGCAUCUCUGAAGGAAUGAUAAUAUUUUUGAAGCAUCUGAUAAAAGAGCAUCAUCAGUUGUUUAAGGAUUUGUAUCCUAGGAAUCUAAUUCCAAAACACCACCUUAUGAUUCACUACCCUGAAUGCAUCAGACAAAUUGGCCCAUUGAUUCAUGUAUGGACCAUGAGGUAUGAGGCAAAACACAGGUUUUUUAAGAAAAAUCUAAAAAAUUUCAAAAACCUGACCAAAUCGCUUGCAAAAAAACACCAGCUAGCCAUUGCCUAUCACUGGGAGUCAUGUACUAUCAGGGGUAUUGAGUCUGGGCCUGUUUCAAAUGAGCUGUUGUCUGACCUUGAAAACUCAGAUUUUAUUUCAGAGCAACUCCAGAUUGAUAUCUCUAGCGAGGUAAUGGUCACACCGUGGGUAAAGUGUCAAGGUACUGAGUAUCGCAGUGGUCUUGUUGUUUUCUUAGAGUGUGUUGAUGAUGCACCUGUUUUUGGAAAGAUUGUUAAAAUUUUUAUUAAGGAUGGAAUUUAUUUUUUGGUAUCGUGUAUGGAAUCAGAGUUUAUUGAACACCUUCAUGCUUUCAGUGUUGUUGAACAAGAGCAUUGUCUUGUACUCAAAAAACCUGAGGAAUUGAUGUACUACAAGCCAUUUGAUUUACAAAUGUCCUAUGGCAAUGACCAUCUUUUUUACAUUGUCGUGGACUGUUAUUUGUAAUAAUUUCAUGGCAUUUAUGGUUUCUUGCUCUGUGCUGAAAUAAAGUUUUGAAACCUUGACA